This is a messenger RNA of Schistosoma haematobium, 2621 nucleotides long. RefSeq lists its product as uncharacterized. Bases 226 to 1746 code for a protein of 506 amino acids. The transcript is spliced from 13 exons. NCBI's taxonomy places the organism in Eukaryota, Metazoa, Platyhelminthes, Trematoda, Strigeidida, Schistosomatidae. The record is from RefSeq and is a predicted model, not a curated record.
AUUUGCACAUAAAAUACAAUGAAUUACUCUUUUAUUUUACUACAACAUAUUAGAAUACAACCGAUAAAUCUCUUUUAUAUAUAGUUAAUCAUAGAAAUAUACAUCAUGUCAAUUCAUUAUAAUAGUGGUUGAUAAAUUACGUGAUAGGUUAUUCAGUUGAUUUACUGUCAUUGGUGUUGAUUUUGUUUGUCUAUAAUCAAUUGAAGAGAGAGAAAAAAAGAAUGAAUGAAAUUUAUUUAUAAAUUUAAAGAAAUGUGUACUCAUUGUCAUUGGACUCCAAUUGCAAUGCCAGAGAUGUAUGGAGUUAUAUUUGGUGAACAUGCGGGUCUUAUCCAUGCUUGCUCUGAUGCAUUGAGACAGUAUUGUGAAAGCCUUUGGUACUCUGGAUUAGAAUACAAACGUCCGACUCAUGAAGAAAUUUUAGCCAAAUGUGGAAUACUCUUCUAUGGGCAACCAAUACCAGUAAAUAUUCUUUAUGCAUUUUACUAUCAACUGGAAAAUUUAUUCGCCAUGAGUAAAGUAAUUCAUUCCAUUCGCACAGUUAUGGAUUGGCUAGAUGCAACAGAAAAUCAUGCCUCAAGAAUAUUAUCAAUAUAUGAAAUGAAUUCACAAUUAAAUCAUUUUGAAGAAACAUUGGCAGAUCAUUUAAAAGCACUUAAGUUAUGUGAUCGUUUAUUGGAUAAUCUCGGUUCAAUUUAUCAUCGUGUACGUCCUUUAAAAAAAGGACAAACUAUUCUAGCUAGAGCUUUAACAGAUUUUGAAUCAAAACAGAUGAAAUGCAAGCUACAUAUGAAUCACUUUUAUAGGAUCACAUCCAAUCAAAAUCCUCAUGCAUGGCAGAUAAGUAAUCCCGGACAUGCAAUUCCGUCACUAUUCCUCGAUGUUUCUACUGAGUUUGGUGAAAAACUAAUUCUUAAACAACUUCAAAAACGAUUUGAAGAAUUUCUAAUCAUGUGUCAUGGUCGUGCUCGUCGUCAACUAUUCUCACGUAUUACAAAAUUAUUACAUAAUUCUAAACGUUAUUCAACACUUCCUGCAAUGUUUAAACCAAGCGAUUCUCCCGUUUCUUCAAGCGCUCUCUGUGGCUUAUACUUUCCACGUUCACCUGAUCCAGCCAAACGAUGGCGUCCUUCAAACAAUGCUAAAAUAUUUUCUCGUCAACCAGCCUAUUUGGAUUAUGAAAGUCCUCAAGAAGCAUUACUACCUCAUACAAUCCGAAUAUUAUUGACUCGGUUAAGAAACUGGUUACAUCAGUUACCUCCUCCUGGUGUGAUUAUGGACAGUUCAAAGUUGUCAACAUUUAAUUCAAAUAAAUGCCAGCAAAAUAGCUUUAAUUUAAUCCAAGGAAGUAAUGUAGUCAUUGAACUGCGUAAAUGGUGGAAGUUCACUCAUAAAACAGUUGAAAAUCGUGAUCAAUUAGAAAAAAUAGUUGCCGAUGCUACUUUUAUAAAAAAAUUGAAUGAUAUUAUGCAAACAAAAAUUAAUACUGAAGUGGAAAAACACAGAAAGCAAUAUGAAUCAAAUAAAAAUCUGACUAAUUCAAGCACAUUUAAAAGCCACCCAAAGCUUACAAAGGUCCUUGUGGAUGAACUACUCUCAAGAAUAGGAGCUCAAUUUUAUCACCCACGAUCUGGACAAUUUAGCUAUAGAAGUACUCAACGAGUAAUGGAUGGUAUUGAUAUAGCAUUACCUUAUACAUUUCCUGGAGUACAAAUAUUUGACAGAUUAAUUAAAGAUGGUGAUUAAAUUUUUCUUCCAUUAUUAACUAUGUUUAGUUUAUAUAGACAAUAUUAUGAUUGUAAAUGUGUUUAUGAUGAUGAUUAUUAUAUUAUUAAUAAUUUUGUACAGUCAUUGAACUCAUUAGCUAAUAUUUGAAUUAUGUUUAGAAUAAUGGCAAAACAAACUAUUCACAUUUAACAUUGAACAUCUUCAUUCAUAAUGAAUGAUAUACAAUAUGUUAUUACAACUAGAUGAUAUUCUUAAUACUAUAAAAACAUUAAUUUAUAUCUUUAGGAUUUUAUGGAGUAAUUAUCAAAACAGGUUAAUAUGAACCUGAUUGAAGAGAAAAAUAUGCAAGUAUUUGUUAAUGUUUGUUCAUUUGACGUAUUCAGGUAUCAGUAAUCCCAAUGAUAAAAAAAUUAAAAAUAAACGAAUGUAUAUUUUUAUUCUUCUUUCAAACAGAAAAUAUAAAAUUAUAUGUUUUAUUUUGUUCAAAAAUUUCACAAAGAUCCUAGUUCUUCUUGAAUAAUUUUAAUGAAAUGAAAUGAGUAAAAUCAAAGAAAGUUCUAAUAGAGAAUCUAAUUAAAUUAUAUGAAUAUAUCUUAACAAAUAGGUUAUCAUAUUUGAUUGUAGUGUUAGAUAGUCGAAUCAUUAGUUUUCUGAACAAAGUUUAUCAAUAUUGUAGACAAAUCAAUAUAUACAUUCACUUGGUAUUGUUUACUUGAAUCUUCCCAUUGAUGUUUACGACUGCAGUUGACCAGUCUCUUAUUAGCAUAUGUGGAUACUGUGCGUAUUACCUCGAUAUUAUCUUAAUUCACAAGCAUUAUAAGCAAAAAUGGAUAGUGGCUAGCAGUGGCUAUCAGGACUUAAUAGCCAAGUCGAUAACGUGAUGACGUUAGGAG